UGAUCUAUUCAUAAAACACCACCUACCUACAUACACACUUUCUUCCUUUUCGGGGUUUCUUCAUCAUACAAAACCCGCUCCUCUUUUUAGUUCAUAUAUAAUCAUUCGAUCCCCUGUAGUAAUUAAGAGCCUUUUGAUCAACUGUUAAGAAUGACAACCGUGAUCCACCAAAGAAGGGCUUCGUAUUCGGAUCAGCAUGGACAGCGACGUGACAACAAAGAGUCUUUCAAAGAUUAUGGUUCUUUUGAUAGCGAAUAUGUGGCUGCAAUAGCUGCAGCCACGUUUGCUGUACACUCAUUCGAAGAAAGAACAAGCUCCCAGAUUCAAAGAAAAGAUAAAGCUAGAGUAGAAGUUGAAACUAAUUCUUCAAGAACCAAAAUGAAUCCAGCAUCAAAUAAAGCUCCAUCAUUCGGAAGACCAAGUAGGCCUAGAGAGCCGCCAUAUGCUAAUAGAAACUUGAGCAUACAUCAUGGAAGUGGCAACACAAAACUUGAUGCUUGGGAAAUAACUGAAUUGCUCAAGAUUCAAAAACAAUACGAGAAAAGUAGCCUAACAAUUCUAGAAUGGGAAAAUGAGAAGAAAGCAAGAGCUAAACUUCGAGUGGAAGAGAAAAUGAAAAAAUUGGAACAAAGAAGAUCAAUAAGUUGGCAGCACUACCAGAACAAGCUGGCCAGGAUCGAUCAUGUAGCUGGAGGAGCACGAUCACAAGCGGAAGAUAAGAAAAGGAAAGACGAGAAGAAGAUUAAACAGAGAGCAAAUGAGAUGAGAUCACUUGGAGUUUCAUCUCCAAAAUAUUGCUUCUUGUGCUGAUUGAUUGGUGCUUGUUUAAAUGAUCAUAAUACUAAUUGCUUGUUUGAUUUCUAAUACAUUAAGAACUCUUCAAUUAGUGUCACAUAUAUCCAAGUUAAUUAUCAAAA
This is a messenger RNA of Erigeron canadensis, 917 nucleotides long. RefSeq lists its product as uncharacterized. The record is from RefSeq and is a predicted model, not a curated record. Lineage: Eukaryota; Viridiplantae; Streptophyta; Magnoliopsida; Asterales; Asteraceae. Bases 151 to 810 code for a protein of 219 amino acids. The transcript has 6 exons.